Molecule: messenger RNA, 2490 nt
Organism: Paramecium sonneborni
Lineage: Eukaryota; Ciliophora; Oligohymenophorea; Peniculida; Parameciidae
Source: the annotation of a GenBank genome assembly
AUGAAAGACAGAUAAUUCUUAAGAGGUUAAAUAUUACAUUGUCUAACUUUUUGUUAUUCAAUUUAUUUCUAUACAAUACGAAAUGAAACGAUUAAUCUGAUUUGCAUGAUAAUUGCAAGCAUAAUUUAAAUAGCUAUGUUUGUUUUGAGAUUUAACAAUUUAUAAGUCAAGGUAGUCGGAAUUAUACUAUGUAUUUAAAUAGAUUUGAUCUGCUUGAUUAUUUUAAAUGUUGCAAAUCUCAAUGUGACAACAUAUGCAUAAUUAAUAUGGAGCCUACACAUAUCAAAGGACUUAUUCAAAUAAAUUGUGCCAUAAAAAUAUUAUUUAAUUAAUCCUCGUACUCUAUGUAAUGGCACCACCUUAAUAGUAAUAAUAUUUUAGUAAUUGUAUACUCAUUUGUAAACAAAUUUCAGUGUUGAAUCUCCGUAAUUAAUACUCUGUUUGAUUAUGUCAAUAAUUGAUAAUGCAAAUUUUAAAGAGAAUAAAACAUUGAGAAUUUAGGAGAUAACAAUUCCACCACUUGACACUGGAACAGUGAAUAAAUUAGAUGGAGUAGCCAAAAGAGCAAUUUCAAUAGUAUCCCAACUUUCAUAAGAUCAGUCAAAAGAAGGACUUCGAAAAGGGUAUGAUGAUUUUAGUUUUAAUUAAUAACAGUGUAUAAAUCCAGAAAUAAUUUAAAAUUCUUUAGAAUAUUUUUAAGAAGGAUUGAUAGUAUUAAAUGUUUAAGAUGAAUAAAAUAACAUUUAUAAAAUAUCAUACAUGAAUAAUGCAACAAGGAUUCUUUUUGGAAAAGAUUAAGAGAUAGAUAUAUUAUUUAUUUUGGAAAGCUUACAAUCUUUACAUUUGUAAAAUUAGGAAUAUGUUGAAGAUUAAAAUUAAAGGAGAGAUUCUGUUCAGUAAAAGCUUGGAAAUAUUUCAAAUUCAAAAUUGAGCAAAUCUUUAUUUAUGUUUUGUUCAUUGAAGUAGCCUUUAGUUGAUAUAUCUUUGUGUGAGAGAAAUUAAACUUUUAGUAUGAAAGACUUAUUGGAAAAGAUCGUGAAGACAAGGAGAGAAGAUUCAAUAAUAGUGAAUACUCAUAUUGAUUUUAGUUAAUUGGAGAAUCAAAAAGUAAUAAAGAAAUCUUAGAAUUUAACAUAUUCAAGAUAAGAUACAGAUAGAUUAAUGGAAUUUUAAUUAACUUUAUUAAAAGAGAAGAAUAUUUUAAUAAUUUGUAGAGAUGUGACUCAUCGUUAAAAGAUUCGAUAUUUAAGAGAAUAUGAUAUUUAGAAAUCUAAAAUGCUUUCAUUUGUGAGUCAUGAAUAUAGAUAACCUUUAGGAUGCAUAAUAUAGAUGAUUGAAUGUGCUUUAUAAUAAAAGGCGAUAAAAAAAAAUUUAGAAAUAAGUGAAGAUUUGUAAGCAGCAUUGGAUAAUUCAAAAUAUAUGUUGAAUUUAUCUAAUGAUUUAUUAGAUUUAGCUUAAAUAAAGAAUGGAAAGUUUAAAAUAUAGAAAGUACCAUUUAAUUUAGAGAAAUUGAUAGGAGAUUCAAUAAAGAUGUUUUCAUUGAAAGCAAAAAUAAAGGAUUUGAAAUUAUUUUGUGAUUAUUAAGCAUUUUUACCUAAAUAUAUAGUAUAAGAUAAGAAUAGAAUAAAAUAGAUAAUAGUAAAUUUGUUAAGUAAUGCAUUUAAAUUUACUUGUACUAGAAUAGAAGUGAUAGUAGAAUAGUAAGGAAAUUAAAAAUUGAGAAUAGGAGUAAGAGAUGAUGGUAUAGGAAUAAGUGAAGAAGAAUAAUAGGUUUUAUUUAAAGCUUUUUCAAAAGUGAAUUCAGAGGAGAGUAAGAAAUUGAAUGAAUAAGGAGUAGGAUUAGGCUUAGUAAUAAGUAAUUAAAUAGUAUAAAAUAUGGGUUGUUCAGGAUUGAAUAUUGAAUCAAAGAAAGAUUAAUAGAAUCAUUUUUCUUAUUUUUACUUUGAUAUUAUAAUGGAGGUUCCAAAAAAUAAGUAGAAAGUACCAAGUUUUAAGAUUCCAGAGAUUUCACCUUAAUAUUAAGAAGUAGAUGAGAUAACAACAUUUAAUUAAGAUUACAAGAAGAUUAUUUUGGAGAUGAUUUAAUAAUGUUGUCAUUAUUUGAUAGUAGAUGAUGAUUGUUUUAAUGGUUAUGCAUUUCGAAAGAUAUUGAUAGGAUUAUAGAACAAAUAGAAAUUAUCUAUAUAAUAAUUUGAUGUAGAAUAUGUAUCAUCUGGAAAGGAUUCUUUGAUAAAGAUUUAAGAAAAGAGAUGCAGUAAGAUUUGUUAAGGAUAUAAAUUGGUAUUUAUGGAUGUAGAAAUGCCAGGUAUGAAUGGAAUUUAAACAACGAAGUAAAUUUUGAAUAUCAAUCCAAAAUAAUUGAUAGUAGGAUGUAGUGGAUAUUCUGAUUUAUAGGAGAAAUAGAAAUGUCUCGAAGCUGGUAUGGUAGAUUAUUUAAUCAAACCAAUUAAUGAGCAAGAUCUCUUAUAGAUACUAUAAAAAUAUUAAUGA